Plasmodium coatneyi is the source of this 4077-nucleotide messenger RNA. RefSeq lists its product as uncharacterized. Gene Ontology annotation, biological process: protein targeting to vacuole; Golgi to vacuole transport. The transcript has 2 exons. Gene Ontology annotation, cellular component: endosome membrane; membrane coat; AP-3 adaptor complex. The coding region runs from base 1 to 4077 and encodes 1358 amino acids. Lineage: Eukaryota; Apicomplexa; Aconoidasida; Haemosporida; Plasmodiidae. The record is from RefSeq and is a predicted model, not a curated record.
AUGAACGGGUCCUUCAUCGAACUGAUUAAGGACAUUAAGCGGGAUGACAGUAUGCAGAACGUGCAGAGGAACUACGACCUGUGCGUUAGGAGCCUGAAAGAAAUGGAUAAAAGUAAAAGCUACAGGGAGAAGGAACCUAUAUUUAGUCUGCUCAAUUCCAGAACAAAGGAAAAGUCCAUCACUCUGCUCAAGUUGCUUUAUCUCCAAAUGUAUGGAAGGAAGAUAGACCCGGAACAUAACUUUGCAGUUAUUGAAAUGCUUACCUCGGAUAAGUAUGUGUUAAGGAGACGUGGCCAUCUGUUCCUGCACCAUUGCAUCGAUAGGGACGACGUGACUUUUCUAUCGAUUAAUCUGUUCAGGAAGGAGUUAUACAAGGAGAGCUUUCCCACUGCAUCGUCUAAUGGAAAGACGAACGUAAUUAACUCAUUAGCUAAUAUUGGUUCUGCCAUUAUGAGGGAGAAUAUCGGGUUGCUCCAAAAUUCUGUGAAGACCUACUCGAUAUUGCCUGGUAUACAGUCGAAUGAGUCUUCCUCCCGGGGUAACUUCCCCCAUGGUGGAGAGACCCCACGAGAACAGGAAAAAAAAAAACAAUUCGCACACACAAACUGUAUAACAAAGGAGACAAACAUAUACAACACGGCUCUCGUUCUUAACACACUCAGUAACGUAUGCACCCCAAUCAUGAGCAGCAACCUACACCACCAUGUCAUGCACCUUCUGAAUAGCUCCCAAGUCUACAUAAAAAAGAAAACAAUAAUUUGUCUCUACAAAAUUGUAAUAAGCAACUUAGAAACGUUGCCAGCUUUUUUUGAAACAAUUAAAAAAAGCUUUGUUUCUCUCUACAGUGAUGAGAGUGCAUCGUAUGAUCAGAUGGGCAAGGAAGGAAUGGAUGACGCUCACCGGAACAACACUGCGUUGUGUUGCCUCAUCGUAAAUAUUCUGGCGGAGCUGUUCUGUGCGUUAGAGAGGAAUGAACAGGUCUGUUCUCCUGGUCGUGACAACAGGGGAGAUGCCCCCCACGGAGGAACAACUACCUGCAGUCCAGACCAACCGGGAGGAGUUCCCAACGGAGGGGGAGUACCCACCACCUACCUGAGGAAGUUCCUCGCGUUCAUUCCCCUCAUUUACAGCAUCCUAAACGAACGACUCAACUUGAUAGACAACUGGAAGUUUAUAAAGAUCCUAAAAUUUUUAAAAAAGCUAGUUAGAUACGAAAAUAGAAUCUACAAAAAGUUUCUGCCUCUAAUUGUUCAUGUGUUUUUUACGAACAAAGCGAAAAGCGUCAUCUACGAAUGUCUGAGCUUUUUGCUCGUAAAUUACCAGAAGGGGUGCCUGGUCGAUUUGGAUCUUCAACGAUACGCCCCCUGGGGGGUUGAAGGCACUAUCGAUCAAAACGUUCAUGGGAUCAUACAACGAAGUGGUGACGGGUUCUGCGGCGAGCUGGAUGAUGGCCACGCAUCUUUGUCACCACCGAACUGCAUGGAUAAACUAUUGCACCUCUGCUUCACGCACCUCUCGAACAACUUCCACAACGAAGACAAAAACAUCGUCUACGUCACAACGAAGAUAUAUCUGUCCAUUUUUGCGAACCCAGAUGUGCAUACAAAAUUCGCGCAACAGAACAUGCAGGAAGAAUUAUCUACCAACGUGCUGCGAAGUCUCUACGAAGACGUAACCAUAAGGAAGACUCUCCUCCGUAUUUUAUACUACCUCAUGAAUGAAAAAAACUUCGAAGCCAUUUCGUAUAAUAUAUUAACCUACCUGUAUCACAAAUCGGAGGGAGACUUCGUAGGAGAGUAUGUAGAUACCAUUCUUUCGUAUGGACGGGAGAAGGCCCACUUGCUCCGAAAUCGUAACCUUUAUGUGUUUAUUCUAUUUUAUAUGCUUUGCAUUAAGAAUCACAAGAAGGAGUCCCAGGUUAUCGAGGAGAUCCUUCACGUGAACAACAGUCUAGAGGGAACCACCCGCAUCACCACCAACUUCCUCAGUGCCAUGUAUGUUGUGACUUACGGGGCGGCCCUCAUGCGGCGCCAACUGGGCGGUAACCAUAUUGGUAAUGACAAUGUGAAUAGUAGUGUGGGUAAUGAGGUCUCCCCAUUUAGCGCUCCACAGGGGGGUCACCAGAGACAAAUGCAACAGAACGAAACCCACCAAUCGGACCUGCUAAACCAAAUGAGCACUUUCCUAAAGGAGGUAAAAACGAUCGACGCGUUUACCAGAUAUGACCUACUAGAAUACAUCAUAGGGACACUAAACGUGCAUGUAAGUGAUGAUACGAACAACAGGGAAGAGAACCCCUACAAAGACGUAAACCAAGUAGAUGUAGCCACUUUUGAGUAUCUCAUUUAUUUCGUUUACGCAUAUUUGGAAGAAGCACAUGACCAUAUAAAGGAAUAUAAGAAUGAGCACUUCUUGAGCGUUUUUUUUUUCUCCCUUUAUCUUUUUUUUACGCAUUUCAGUGUCAGUAGUAUUCUCUGGCACGUUGGAAAAAUAUUUUUAUUUUUUUACCAAUAUGAUCAGAACAGAAGUUUGGUUCUUUUCUACGUGAGUAGGUUGUCUUCCCAUGUGGCCUACCUGCUUGGUAGACGGAACAGCGUAGAAACCAUCGACUGCUGCGUUACGUUGGGGAGUGUGUUCUUCCUUGUGCGUAACGCGAAGGAUGCAGAAGGACUUCCCUCUAAGGAGAAAUCCCCCCAUGGAGGAGACCAUACCAACGGGGGGACCAACUUCCUCUCCUACGUUACGAACUACCUCCAGCUCGAUCCCGCAGAGGAGCAGUUCAACUUGGAGCGCCCCUUCAAAUACAACGACGCGUUCUUUUUGCAAACCGGGGGUAGUCAAUCAGGGGAGCACAUUCCUCUCCCAGUUCAGAGAUCGAAUAUUAGUGAGAUGAAGCUUCCCUUAACUGAGGCAAACACAGUUGCAUCCACCGCUUCGGCCAGGACCCCUUCGGCAAGGACCCCUUCGGAGAUUACCGCCUCCGCCUUGACGGUGGACGAGGCAGCAAUUCCCCCCGCAUGCACCUCUGACCUCUGUGCCAAUGGAGAAGGCACCUCCUAUGCAGACCUCCAAUCCUUCUUACACAAACUGAAGGAGGAACAAACCAAGUGGAGACAAACAGACAAACGGACCUUUCACCAGAUCAGCGAGAGUGCCCACGUCAAGUUAUAUUUCCAGCUGAAUCAGGAAGAGCGUAUGCUCCGUUUGUAUAUCCAAUUGGUAGAUUCUCCCGUAACUGUUAAAAGUUUAUUUGUGCGAACAUCUCUCCAAGUGAAUAAAUGCCAGGUGGAAUACAACGGAGAGGAAGACGAACUUGUUCUUCUGGGGGAUGAAAAAAUAGCCCAGGGUACUACCAUCGGGGAUGACUCAAGAAGCAAGCAUCACGAUCAAGGUGGUCGAUCUAUCGAAAGGUGUUAUCCUGAAAGAACUGGAUUUGCCAACCUAACCGAACUAACCACCGUCGAAGAGGUCAGCAAAAGUUUUCUCAUUAGUGUGCACUUCGAAGUUCCAUCCGGCUCCGUCAAAUUGGCCUACUCCUAUUUAUGCAACUCGGUUCUUUAUGAAGAGUCAUCUGUUGAGAUUCCAUUCGUGCCCCUCGAACCGGCGACCCUAUCGAUAGACGAGCUUACCAACGUGAAGAAGAGAAGAGGCAUAAACAGAGUGAUAACGGAGGAGAUAAAAGUUGACGAGGAAAUCCACCCAAAUGAAUUCAUUUUUAGUUGUUGUGUUUUUCUGGCAGAGUACCUCCAUUUGUUUUUUUUCAACAUGGGGAAGGUUUUUUCUAAUUUGCAACAUGGCUACUCUGCGGAUACACUUCGCCUCAUUUUUUGUGCAGCUCAUACGACCAGCAGGGAGGCCCCGCUAGACAAAACGGUGUUCCUAAUCAACGUGCAUUACAAGAAAACGGGUCAGGCGGGAGAAGACCCCCCCACGUACAAGGUCGAAGCGAAGAUGAAAGUCCUGAACGACUCCGAGGAGGAGUGCGUGCGGAUGCUGGACUACAUCCAGUUCUACCUGACGAAGCUCCUCACGGGGAAGGUCAAAAUGAAAGCACCCCGUAUUUCCAUCACGCGAUGA